AUGACGACCCGAUACCGCGUUGAAUACGCCCUCAAAACUCACCGGCGCGAUCAAUUCAUCGAAUGGAUCAAGGGCCUCCUCGCCGUCCCCUUCGUCCUCUACUCCCAACCCCACGGCGUCUUCGAAUACCCCCCAUCCUCGCCCGAGCUCGGCACCUCCCCUCCCGGCUCCCCGAACCCCAUCCUCAUCAAGGCCCGCGAGGAAGCCCACCGCCGCUAUGCCGAAAUCCUCCACGACGUCGAGCUCAUGAUAGACGACCAUAUUGCCCACCAAAACGACCCCGACAACCCCUUCCCCUCCAAGCUCAAACUCCUUGUCCCCUCCAUCGGCCCGUUUUUCACCCGCCUUCCCCUAGAAGCAGCAUUCAAAUUCCAAGACCGCAAACGCUACAUCUCCUCCCGCCGCUUCGUGUCUCCCUCCUUCAACGACGUCCGCCUGAUCCUAAACUCAGCCCAGCUGAUCUCGGUGACCUCCACCACACCAGGCAGCACCCUCCAGCUAGCCACCUUUGACGGAGACGUGACCCUCUACGACGAUGGGCAAUCCCUCGAGCCGACCUCCCCCGUCAUCCCGCGGCUGCUGGACCUCCUCAGGAAAAACAUCAAGAUCGGCAUCGUCACCGCGGCGGGCUACACCUCGGCAGACCGGUACUACGCCCGCCUCCAUGGGCUGCUGGACAGCAUCGCAACCUCGGUCGAUCUGACCCCCAUCCAGAAACGCUCCGUGAUCAUCAUGGGCGGCGAAGCCAACUACCUCUUCCAGUUCGACCCCGCCUCGGAGCACCUGCUCUCCCCCGUCCCGCGGUCAGAAUGGCUCACGGCCGAGAUGCUCCUCUGGGACGACCGGGACAUCACCCAGCUUCUGGACAUCGCCGAGGCGGCCCUGGCGGACUGCAUCGAGACCCUCAACCUCCCCGCCGUGCUUAUGAGAAAAGACCGCGCGGUGGGCAUCAUCCCCUCCCCCCCCCACAUCCGCAUCCCGCGCGAGUCGCUCGAGGAGACGGUCCUCUGCGUGCAAAAGAUUCUCGAGCUGUCCUCGGCCGGGAGGAGCAAAAAGGUGCCGUUUUGCGCCUUCAACGGGGGCAACGACGUGUUUGUGGACAUUGGGGACAAGAGCUGGGGCGUGACGGUCUGUCAGAGGUGGUUCAGCGAUCCCGAGACGGGGAGGCCGAUAAGGGGGGAGAACACGCUGCACGUGGGCGAUCAGUUUCUCAGCGCGGGGGCCAACGAUUUCAGGGCGAGGAGCGUGGGGACGACGGCUUGGAUUGCGAGCCCGGCGGAGACGGUGGAGUUGCUGGAUGAGUUGGGGGAGCUGAUGGGGAAGAAGAUGUCUUAG
Messenger RNA from Podospora pseudocomata, 1335 nucleotides. RefSeq names its product IMP 5'-nucleotidase (gene ISN1). Gene Ontology annotation, molecular function: magnesium ion binding. Gene Ontology annotation, biological process: nucleotide metabolic process; nicotinamide riboside biosynthetic process; nicotinic acid riboside biosynthetic process. Bases 1 to 1335 code for a protein of 444 amino acids. NCBI's taxonomy places the organism in Eukaryota, Fungi, Ascomycota, Sordariomycetes, Sordariales, Podosporaceae. The transcript is spliced from 2 exons. The record is from RefSeq and is a predicted model, not a curated record.